Cephus cinctus (wheat stem sawfly) is the source of this 644-nucleotide messenger RNA. It is a transcript of the gene RpS23, whose product is annotated as 40S ribosomal protein S23. Bases 102 to 578 code for a protein of 158 amino acids. Gene Ontology annotation, molecular function: structural constituent of ribosome. Gene Ontology annotation, biological process: translation. The transcript has 3 exons. Lineage: Eukaryota; Metazoa; Arthropoda; Insecta; Hymenoptera; Cephidae. The record is from RefSeq and is a predicted model, not a curated record. Gene Ontology annotation, cellular component: cytosolic small ribosomal subunit; ribosome.
AUUACAUUUGCGUUACACAAUCGACCUCCUUAUAUCGACACCGUCUCGAAUAGUUCUCUUUCAAAAUCGAUAUCUCGAUUUGUCAUACAUGGCUUCCGCUGAUGGUAGACCAUUCUCUUCCGGUCGUAUUAUAUACACCAAACAAGAUGGGUAAACCCCGUGGUCUUCGAACUGCUCGCAAACACGUUAACCACAGACGUGAUCAAAGGUGGAACGAUAAAGACUAUAAGAAAGCUCAUCUUGGAACUCGUUGGAAGGCUAACCCGUUUGGAGGUGCAUCACAUGCAAAAGGAAUUGUACUCGAGAAAGUUGGUGUUGAAGCCAAACAACCUAACUCUGCUAUUCGUAAGUGUGUAAGGGUACAAUUAAUCAAGAAUGGCAAGAAGAUUACGGCAUUUGUACCUCGUGAUGGUUGUCUAAACAAUAUUGAAGAAAACGAUGAAGUUCUCGUUGCGGGUUUCGGUCGUAAAGGUCAUGCUGUUGGUGACAUUCCUGGCGUUCGUUUCAAAGUUGUCAAGGUAGCGAAUGUUUCCUUGCUUGCUUUAUACAAGGAAAAAAAAGAGCGUCCCCGAUCGUAAAUAUCAACCAACUUAUGUAAAAACAUGUAUUUUUACUUAUACACAUAAUAAACAGUAAAAAUACAA